UUCUGGAGAUCCCUACCUAUGUGAGGCCUUCCAAAGGCCAGGAUGCUGGAGAAUAGUCAUGGGCAAUGCGUGUGGAUCCGGCCAGCUUUCUUGUACCAGGAGCCUCUUCUCUGUGCUUGCAGGGACCCAGCAAACGUGUACAGCCAGAGCAAAUUGGCAGAGUUCUGUGCAGGAGAAAGACGAGGAAGAGUGAUGACAAUGCAGGCUGUUAAAAUGUCAGAUGGUAAAAACAACCAAGAGUUCCAGAUGGGGCAAUUGGAAGAGAAACAUGCUGAAGAUGAUAAUAAGAAAGUUCUGGAUUCUCUCAAUUGGGAAUCCCAUGUCCUCACCUGUGACUUCCAAAUGCAAUCACUAUUCAAGUCUUGUGCAAAGCAGCACGUCAUGAGGAAGUUCUUCGUUAUCAGGUGCUCUCUCAUUUGGCCAGGAGUGUUCGACCAAACCAUAUUAGGUCCAUGUCAUGAGGAGUUCAGAGGAAACAUCACAGAGCUCUUUGCUGUUGAGUGGGAGGUCAUGAAGAGUUUGGAGUCUGGCUGUGGUGCUGAUAUGUACGAUGGGUUGGUGGAAAGAAGACAAGCCUGUGAGAGAUGCAACAUGCUGGUGCAUUUGAGAUAUGUGAACAUAAAACAAGCACCCAGUUUAUGUUGGUCUUUGUGCUAGCAUUGCUUCACAAGGCACUGGUGUUUGGUCUGGCUCAACUAGAUGCAGGCAUAUGCUUAGACUGCAGACCUACUGCCAAUGAUAUUCUUUCUGAAGCGAUUGCUAGGUAAGUCAAUUAUGUCACUCCUCUUAGAAUGGGAACUAUUAAUUACGUGAAUUAGAGAGACACAGCAAAAAUGAUCAAAGCAGGUGGUGAAAUGGGAUACCAAGAUACACAGUGUGGUUUAAUGCUCAUGAUGCCUGUUCACUGCGAAUGCCUUUGAAGAUGGGUGAUACGUAAUGUUUCUAAUUGAUUAUAUUAGUAAGGGUGUUAUCUGGAGGGCAUUUGAUGCAGAUUCAGGAAAUCUGGCUCUGUUUCUUGGUAUUUCAUUGGCCAGCUGAGCAAGUUAAUUCCUUUUUCUUUGCCUUAGUUGUUCCACCAUUAAAAGGCAGAUAAUCACCCAUAAAAUGGAAAUAAUUAUACUGUCCUGUUUGAAAAGGGUGUAGAGACCAACUGAUUACAAGUUCUGGAUGCAUUUUUGAAGUUAUUACUAUUUGCUUUGUUUAGAUAAGUUAAUAAUAACAGACACGUCAGCGUCAGUGGAUGUGCGACUUGCUUUGAGCUGGCAAGAAGAGAUGGGAACUUGAAUCAUUAUUGAUUUUCACUUUAAAGGUCUCUGCUAGCAAUUUAUUUAAAGGAAACAAUAAAGGUUGAUGCCAGAACUCUUC
This is a messenger RNA of Meleagris gallopavo (turkey), 1365 nucleotides long. Lineage: Eukaryota; Metazoa; Chordata; Aves; Galliformes; Phasianidae. The record is from RefSeq and is a predicted model, not a curated record.